CUUCGAGAACUCCCGUCCGGCUUUGAAACAGCGGGGGGAAGAUGGGCCUGGGUAUCCUACGAAACACCCUCUGUCGCAGCCAUCCCUGGCUCCUUUAAUCGAUCCGCCAUGGACGCUCCGCACGUGGCCAACGUCUCAGAUCCUAUCAUCCAGUUCGCGAACGAAUACCUCAACGAGACCGACUUCAUCGCCUACGACCCUCGCUUCUUCGACAUAAUAGGAAGCCAAGCCAAAGUCGAACACAUCCAUCAACUAGCAUACCAGACCCACGAAUCGCCCUGCUAUAAUGCAGCCACCAAAACCCUCUUCUUCACCGAAUGGGGCCUACCGGGUGGCGACAACGGCACCCAUCCCUGGCAGUACCUCCUCCACACGCUGAACAACACGCUCACGAAGAUCCAAACGCAACCCCCCACCGUAAACGCCCAUGGCUGCGUCAUCAACAACGGCACCAUGUACGUCGUCACCGACGGUGACGGCGACAAAGAAACCGGCGCGCUCGUGAAGAUCAACCCGUCCAGCUUCGCCAAAGAAGUCAUCCUGAACAACUACUAUACGCAGCCCUUCCUGGGCUUCAACGACCUGGACAUCGACAGCAACGGCAACUUCUGGCUCACCGAUUCCAAGUCUGCAUACGCACGUAAGCCUCUCCAUAUAACGCUCCUCGGCCGCGACCUAAUCGACUUCUACUACCCGACAAACCCCACCGUCUACUUCGUCAACCGCACCACCAUGCGCCCCAAAGCCGUCCACAUCACCACCGGCAACGCAAACGGCGUCGCCGUCUCCCGCAACCCCUCCACAAACACCUCUACCGUCUACCUCCCCGACACCGGCGUUUCCGAGUUCAAGCCCGUGUCGCGCAAGAACCCCUUCGGGAACCGCGCGUUGUUCGCGUACGAGGCUGGCGCUGGUGGCGUCUUGUCGAAUCCGCGGUUUCUAAACAACCCGAUUAGUUACUUUUAUGAUGGGAUUCGGGCGAGUCGGAGCGGGCUGCUGUUUGAGGGCUCAGGUGAUGGCGUGGAUGUGAUUGAUCCGGUUGAUGGAUGGACGUUGGGGAGGAUUAGGGUUGGCGGUGGGGAGAACUUGGCGGUGAGUGUGGCGUGG
Messenger RNA from Trematosphaeria pertusa, 1107 nucleotides. RefSeq lists its product as uncharacterized. The annotation marks the transcript as partial. The record is from RefSeq and is a predicted model, not a curated record. Lineage: Eukaryota; Fungi; Ascomycota; Dothideomycetes; Pleosporales; Trematosphaeriaceae. The transcript is spliced from 3 exons.